Rhizopus microsporus ATCC 52813 is the source of this 1086-nucleotide messenger RNA. RefSeq lists its product as uncharacterized. The coding region runs from base 47 to 691 and encodes 214 amino acids. Gene Ontology annotation, cellular component: aryl hydrocarbon receptor complex; nucleus. The transcript has 3 exons. The record is from RefSeq and is a predicted model, not a curated record. NCBI's taxonomy places the organism in Eukaryota, Fungi, Mucoromycota, Mucoromycetes, Mucorales, Rhizopodaceae. Gene Ontology annotation, molecular function: DNA-binding transcription factor activity, RNA polymerase II-specific; protein dimerization activity; RNA polymerase II cis-regulatory region sequence-specific DNA binding. Gene Ontology annotation, biological process: regulation of transcription by RNA polymerase II.
UUCUUUCUUUUUUUUCUUCUUCUUUGUAGAAAUGAUUUGGCGUGCAAUGGAUAAUCACCAACUGAUGGAAAGUAAAAGUCACUUGACGGAACAGAAUUCGUUAUUCAUGAACCUUACACCUGAAAUACAAAAGAAGAAGGAGCCAAAGCGACUGACGACAGCUUAUAAGGUCAAUGGCGUCAAUAUCCUGAACAGAAAAAACCUGGACAGCAAGACGGUGAUUGAGAGAAUACAGAAACGUAGAGAGAAUCAUAAUUAUAUCGAAAGACGUAGAAGGAAUUAUAUGAAUAACACCAUUUGGGAGUUAUCCAAAGUGAUCCCAAACGCAUGUGCUCCUGGUCAGAAGCCGAACAAGGCCAACGUUCUGAAGCUGGCAUUGGAACAUAUUUUGGAUUUACAAGCAGAAAAUCAAGCAAUCAGGCACCAAUUAAGACAUUAUCAACCCUUUCUCCACGAUCAUACAGAUACACAAAUGAAUAUAAAUACUAAUUUGGACGUAUUACAUUGCUCAAGUGCAACAAACAGUAUUCAUAGUAACAAUAGUAGUCAAAGUAACAACUAUAGUAUCCAUAGUAACAGCAGCAGUGCAACCAACUCACCAUCUGCUCCAUCUGAAUCCAACUUUCCUUCUAUGUCUAAACCCAUUCUUCCAUUUAUAAACUAUUAUGAAAAACCCUUAAACUAUUAUUGAAAAUUUUUGUAUAUAAUAAAUUCAUUAGGUUUGCUAUAUAAGCGUAACAUUAAAACCAACCAAUAGGAAUAAUAAAAGCUACGGCGCGCAUUCAUAUCUCCUCUUUUAACUAUUUGAGGCAAAUACUACUUUUUAAAGCAAAAAAGACCCUAAAUAAACAUAAAAUUUUCAUUGUAAUACAAAUGCUAACAAAAGGCUGCAUGUGAAGAUAUUGCCGUUCUUGACCCAGACGUUGUGUAAAACCUUCAGUUUACUAGAAGGAACUCCUUAUUUGGUUAGUAUCCGUUGCUAACCAUCCCCCUCUCUCUUUUUCUUUUUGUUUGUAAAAUAAAAUGAGUCUAGAUUUGUUUAACCUAAACUAGUACAUUUUAUGCAAAUCUAUUUUCUGUACCAUG